Penicillium verrucosum is the source of this 597-nucleotide messenger RNA. RefSeq lists its product as uncharacterized. The coding region runs from base 1 to 597 and encodes 198 amino acids. The transcript has 3 exons. The record is from RefSeq and is a predicted model, not a curated record. Lineage: Eukaryota; Fungi; Ascomycota; Eurotiomycetes; Eurotiales; Aspergillaceae.
AUGUAUGUCGGAGACGAGCACGGAGUACAAAGACGGUUUCAAGAAAAGGUCGGAGAAAUCAAAACACCUAGCUUUGCAUUCGCCGAUUCGAAAUGUGGCGUGCCUCGUACCUCGGAUAUACCUAACUUCAUUAUCAUGAAGGAACCUGGUGAUGCAAUUGUGGUUGGUGAAAUUAAAUUUCCCUGGGUCACCCACCAUCACAUCGCCAGAACGGUGGCAGUCGCUGGAACUAGACCUAAGGAGGGUGAACUACGGAAUUUACUGGGUAAGUCUCCUCGUGCUCGCAGUAUUUACUCCUUUACUUACACAGCUCUAGGCCAGAUUGCGAACUAUAUGGAUGUAAUGAAUUUGAAGUAUGGAGUCCUUACGACCUACGAGCAGACAUUGUUUCUCCGACAGACUACACUGGAAUCAUCGCUCGUGAAGCACUUUUCUGAUACUUAUACCAGUGCUGAUCCUCAGUCUGUGACCGUGAGGCAGUGCUUUUGGUAUAUAGGUCAGUUAGCUUUGAAAGGUGCGCGAUUCAAUGGCUCCUCUCAUACCCAGGGCCAAAUCAUGCUGUGGACAAAUGAAGGAUCAGUGCCUACCUACCGAUAG